AUGGCAGCUCAUCGAAAAUUCACUUUUGAAAAUCCAGAAGAUAGCUACUGGAAUGCCAGUGAUUUCGCCGACAUCCCAUUUGACAAUUCGUCGACUACCAAUGCGGCUGCUGCUCGAGCAGCUUUAGAUGAUUUAUUCGAAUGUAAGUUUCGUUUUGAUAGUGAUGAUGGAUGGUCCAAUGCUGAAAGUGACUCACCGUCGGCUGGAGAAAAUUCGAUCAAGCAAAAUUUAAGAAAUGGAAGUGUAAAUGUGUUGAAAACAGUCGCAGAAACUUCGGCACCCAGCCAUACUUUCAUUCAGGAUUAUCCAUUUGAUCGGAAGUUUCGUUCAAAAUCUUGCGCUGUUUUCUGGGAUUCUGUUGGUUCGUUCACUUCUGAUGGCAGUGCUGAAUCACUUUCGAGUAAUGCAACUGCACAGCUUGACUACUCGAGAUUGAAGAGUGAACACAGGAAAUUGCAAAAACAUUUGGAGCAGGUAAGAUUAGAACGUUAUCGUGCAGCUGAUCCUGAACUUACAGUACGAAGAUUGUUACGAAAUGAUUCGGUUUCGUUAGACUUGUAUCGAAGUAAGAGAGAAAAGCUGGAUCUUUUGAACGUUGCUUUGGAAUCCUGUGAUGGGAAUGUCAUCAUUGCUGUCGUAUUAGCCUUGGAAAGAUCUCUUGAAACGUCGACAUUUUUGGACAUUCUAAAGCAAAAGUCAGUUGCUGCCCAUCAUUACGUGGCUUAUUUGAAAGAUUCAAAAAAUUUUGAUCAACUUGCUUCAACAUUAUUAGCUUUGAAUCGUAUAGAAGAAGUUGCACUUGUAUUGUAUUCAGUAGCCUGCAGGAAAAAACCAAGUGAACGAGUCGUGUAUUUAAAAAAAUGUUUGAAUUCAUGCAUUGCUUUUCCGUCAUUGGAAGCUUUUUCAAAAUCUGUGAAUGAAUAUAUCGAUCUUCUGGAACGACAAAUUAUAAUUGAAGACGCUGAUGAAGUACUUAAAGAAGGAAAAAACAAAAUCUUCCAGCAGUGCCGCAAAACAGUUACUUUAAUUGGGCGACCAGUUUUGACAACAUUGUAUUAUUCUUGUCUGUAUCAUUUCGAUCUUCCUGUGAAUGCUUAUGCUAGCCCAUUAUCCAUAAAAGAAUUCUUCAAUAUGACUGAAAAGCAGUAUGCAUGGAUGGCAAUAUCGGCUUUAACUCGCUUAAAAAGAUGGAAUGACAUCGAAAGAGUAUUGAUGAGCAAAAAAUUAUUAGGUGGUGUCAAAAUUCACUGUCCUUUUGCUUGGCAUCAUUUAUUUACUAUAAUUUCAAGUGAUGAGCAGCCACCAAAAGAAAUCUUAUGUAAGCUUUUGCGUGCCAUUCCGGAUGUGAACGAACGUCAGUGCCUUGCAAACCAAUUUCCACAUGCAUCUGAAGUAACAAUCGAAUGUUUAGUGGCGCAAAAGGAUCGAGUUGCACUGAGUGCCUUUUUAGCCAAAUUA
Messenger RNA from Acanthocheilonema viteae, 1458 nucleotides. NCBI's taxonomy places the organism in Eukaryota, Metazoa, Nematoda, Chromadorea, Rhabditida, Onchocercidae. The record is from the annotation of a GenBank genome assembly.